Messenger RNA from Mobula hypostoma (lesser devil ray), 1734 nucleotides. It is a transcript of the gene rpe, whose product is annotated as ribulose-5-phosphate-3-epimerase. The record is from RefSeq and is a predicted model, not a curated record. NCBI's taxonomy places the organism in Eukaryota, Metazoa, Chordata, Chondrichthyes, Myliobatiformes, Myliobatidae. Gene Ontology annotation, biological process: carbohydrate metabolic process; pentose-phosphate shunt, non-oxidative branch; pentose-phosphate shunt. Gene Ontology annotation, molecular function: D-ribulose-phosphate 3-epimerase activity; metal ion binding. Gene Ontology annotation, cellular component: cytosol. Bases 122 to 808 code for a protein of 228 amino acids. The transcript is spliced from 7 exons.
GUAGUAAGGGGGAGGUGGGUACUGUAUUCCAGAAGGUGGUUGGGUGCCACGGUACGUCGGGAGUUGUAGUUCGCUGUGGACGUUGGUUAUCCCGGGAGGCGGUGCGCGAAUAGGCUUCAGGAUGGCGCAGGGCUGUCGGAUCGGACCGUCCAUCCUCAACAGUGACCUGUCUUGUUUGGGCGCCGAGUGCCGCCGCCUGUUGGGGUGUGGGGCCGAUUACCUGCACCUGGACGUGAUGGACGGCCACUUUGUGCCCAACAUCACCUUCGGUCACCCUGUGGUAGAAUGUCUUCGGAAGGAACUUGGACAAGAGCCCUUCUUUGACAUGCACAUGAUGGUCUCAAAGCCAGAGCAGUGGGUGAAACCAAUGGCAGUAGCUGGGGCAAAUCAGUACACAUUCCACCUGGAAGCUACAGACAACCCAGGUCCACUCAUCAAAGACAUCAGAGAAAACUGUAUGAAGGUGGGACUGGCGAUUAAACCAGGAACAUCUGUAGAAGUCCUGGCUCCAUGGGCAAAUCAGAUCGAUAUGGCUCUGGUAAUGACUGUGGAGCCAGGAUUCGGUGGUCAGAAGUUCAUGAGUGAUAUGAUGCCAAAGGUGCACUGGUUGAGGACACAGUUUCCCUCUCUGGAUAUUGAAGUUGAUGGAGGUGUAGGACCAGACACUAUUCACAAAUGUGCAGAGGCUGGAGCAAACAUGAUUGUGUCUGGCAGCGCUGUCAUGAAGAGUGAUGAUCCCAGAUCAGUGAUUAACCUCCUUCGAAACGUUUGCGUGGAAGCUAUUCAAAAGCGAUGUCUGGACAGGUGAUACCUCAGCAGGGCAAGUACACUACGCCUGCUGCUUGUGGUGGAGGUUUAAAUCUCUUGAUGACUGCAUCAAUGAGGAAAUCAAUAAAUUCGCAGGAUGGUGCACAAACAACUAUCUGGAUCUGAAUCCUAGUAAAACUAAAGAAAAUGGUACUGGACAUUAGAAAACAACAGUACACUGUCUCGACCCUGGAAAUAAGUGGCCAGUCAAUAGAGCGUGUUGGAGAAUACAAGUACCUUGGCACAACUUAUAGAUAACAAAAUCUCCUUCAAGACCAGUGGUGGGUUGAUAAUCUCCACGUGCCAAGAACGGCUAUUUUCCCAGUUUCCCAGCCAUCAAUUCUCCAGACAUUUUAUAAACAUUUCACUGCAUCAAUAUUAACCUACAACAUCAUGACAUGGUUUGGAGAAAUGAACAUUAUCAACCUCAACCCACUCAACAGAAUUAUCAGAAAAAGUAGUAAAAUCAUUGGCCAGGAACAAGAAACAUUCAGCAGCAUCCAUAUGAGACGGACAAUAAAGAAGGCUCAACAAAUAGCAGAGGGCAUUACACAUACACUUCACGCGUACUACACUCUCAUGCCAUCUAGAUGCCGCUACAGGUCCCUGCCCACCAUUACCAGAAGAGCCUUCUUUCAGGUUUUGUGCCUUCCUCCAUUCGCCUCAACACUCAAUUUUGAAUAUACAGUAUGUAUAGCACCUCUGACAGUAAAAACAGUUUUACUAUUUGUAUUUUAAAUCACAUGCAUUCAUUCUUAGUAUUUAUUAUCUAUCGUGAAUGUUUAACUAUAUGUAGUGUGGUGUUGUGCAUCUUAAGUUCAGUGAUGUUGUCCUUACCACUGCACAAAGUUCCUCACGUAAAUAUGUAAAAUAAAGUGAAUUGAAUUGAAUCAAAUUAAACUGUAUGUUUUAUGUUGCAGUUGUACG